UCGUUGCCCGCGCGAACGGCCAUUUUUAAAAAUAAAACUUUGCGUCACGCAUCCGCUCCAAACCAUAAACUAAAACAAAUCAAGCGCGACACUUUUAAAUUAUAAUUACUUUCUGUAGCCGACACAAGUGAUAAAUUUAUAAAGUAAAAUAGGUAUUUGUAUUUUAUCAAUGCGUGCAAUUGCGUUUGCAUAAAUUAACUUUUAUUUUGUAAAAUUCUUAAGUGGAAUUCUUAUCGAGUGUAAAAAUAUGAUCGGUUAAUUCAAAUGCAAAACAAUAUCAAAGCUUUAAGAAAUUUGAAGAUAUCUAGGACUUACAAAAUGGAUUGGCGCGAGAAACUGUUUGGAAAAGUGUUGGUAAAGUGUUCCUCAGGGCAAAAUGGACAAUUUGAGAAUAUUCCGACUUUAGAAGCCUUAAACGACUGUGUCGAAGAAGGGGAAGGUGUUGUGUGUGGAAUUUACUUUUCGUUUGCUAACAUUAGUGAAGAAAGUGAUGAUUUUGGUGUGCGUUUGGAGGAAGUGUAUAAGAAAGUGUUUCCACGGCUGAAGGUUGUGGAGGUAGUGUUGUGGGCCCAUGUGGGGACACCGGAGGGUCCAGUGGAGAGGGAAGCUGGGUUCCGGAGGAGUUUGACCGGGAAGCCGUGGUUUGCUGUGCCCUUCCACGACGUGGAUACCAAACGCCGGCUAACUCAAAAAUACAGCAUCGCAGUGGGUGUCCCGACCCUCAUAAUCCGGGGACGGCCGGUCCGUGCUUCCCUGCUAGCCGAUCCAACUGCCUCGGGCUUCCCCUGGCCCCCACCGCCUUUACAUGAAGUGCUGAGGGGGGUACAACUUCAAGGGGAUGGGAGUAAAGCGUAUGAGGAGUUGGAAGAUGGUGUGAGGGUGUUUUAUUUUGCUGCGCAUUGGUGCCCACCGUGCCGCGCCUUCGCUCCCAGCCUCUGCGCAGCGUUGUCAGCUGUUCGGAAGCGACGCGCCAAAUAUGCGAACACACACCUCAUACUCGUCUCUAGUGACAGGAGCGAGCAAUCCUUCACCCGAACAGUCCAGUCAGUGUCCUCCGUGGGUGCUCUCGCUGUGCCCUGGGACGCGGCCGAGGCCCGAGCGGCUCUCCCAACGGCCCUGGGAGUCGCUGGUAUCCCUGCCUUGGUUAUAACGGACGCGGCAGGGAAGGUGCUGACAGCAAAUGGGAGACAGCAUUUAGCUGCAGAUCCUUUGGGAUUGAACUUCCCUUGGGCACAGCGGCCGGUAUCGGUGUUGACAGAACAGGCGUUGCUGAAGAUGGCGCGACAUCCCGCCGUCGUCUUAUUCAUUGACGAUGAAGACUCCGAGAUCGAGUUCGCCGAAUCCGUCCUGACGCCUUCAGCAGAGUCCUAUUACGAGGAAUGCAGCAUCCAGUUCCCAGGGUUCUGCCCCUAUCAAACCUCUUCCGAUGAUGACACCAUGGACUUUGACUACCCCACGUCUAGAGCUCACAAGAUUAAGAAGAAGCCGUUUAAACACGUCAUGUUUUACAUAGGCAUAGACGGCACGGAAGCCGCCGACAUGCUCCGCGAGCACGUUGGUCUCGACGACGCCGUCCCACUGCUCACCGCCGUCGACUUCCCGAAACGGCGCGCCGCCACCAUGCGCGUCGGCGCCGCGAUCACAGCUGACUCUACUCAACACUUCUUAGAUGCUUACCUUAGCGGCCAGGCCACGUAUGUGCCGCUACAGCCACAGACCGAUAAAUGUUAAACUAGUGUUGCCAUAUGAAAAUAUCUCUUCCAACGCUGUGGACUUCCCAACGGCGCGCCGCGACCAUGCGCGUCGGCGCCGCGAUCACAGCUGACUCUACUCAACACUUCUUAGAUGCUUACCUGAGCGGCGAAGCGACGUAUGUGCCGCUACAACCACAGACCGAUAAAUGUUAACUGUGUGACUAUAGGUACCAAAUGCCAAGAUUUCGUCUACUUCGAUUUCCUUAGGGGGAA
Messenger RNA from Leguminivora glycinivorella, 1967 nucleotides. Its product is annotated as nucleoredoxin-like. NCBI's taxonomy places the organism in Eukaryota, Metazoa, Arthropoda, Insecta, Lepidoptera, Tortricidae. The transcript has 7 exons. Bases 265 to 1731 code for a protein of 488 amino acids. The record is from RefSeq and is a predicted model, not a curated record.